Harpegnathos saltator (Jerdon's jumping ant) is the source of this 2458-nucleotide messenger RNA. Its product is annotated as NHL repeat-containing protein 2. Gene Ontology annotation, molecular function: protein binding. The record is from RefSeq and is a predicted model, not a curated record. The transcript is spliced from 9 exons. Bases 228 to 2318 code for a protein of 696 amino acids. Lineage: Eukaryota; Metazoa; Arthropoda; Insecta; Hymenoptera; Formicidae.
CUCUACAUUCGACUCUGCAAUACAUGCUGACAGUCUAGAUGUUGGCUGCACUGUACUACACUCGUGCAAACUGGAACCGAACCAUUUUCAUUACAUUCGAUUGUACGUUCAGGGAAGUGUGACGUCUUAAAUUGACCUAACAUUUGUGUGCAAUGACUGUUUGUAACUGUUUGAAAAAUUAUAUUCAAUUUUAGACUAUAUUUCUUAAGUUACAUGUUAUUUUUCUUAUGUGUGGACUCGUGAGUACAAAAAUGGAUACGCAGGAGUUGAUUGAAGAACUGACACAAAUUUGCAUGAAAAUGCGCAGUCAUCUGAGUAAAUUUUCCGAACAGAAGGAUAAGAAGGCGGUAGUUCUGAAACAUAUUAAACGAUUCGAAAAGAAUGAAGCACACAUUCCUGAAUUUCCGAAAGGUUCGGAAUGGUUCAAUGUAUCGGAAGGAUUGUCAUUCACUCAACAUUUGAAAGGAAAAAUUGUGCUUUUGGACUUUUUUACAUAUUGUUGCAUUAAUUGUAUGCAUGUUUUGGCUGAAUUGGAAGAAAUUGAAAAACAAUUUUCUAUAGAGGAUGGUCUUGUUGUGAUUGGAGUGCACAGUGCAAAAUUUACAAAUGAACGUGAUUCAAAGAAUGUCUUAUCUGCUGUGCAGAGAUAUAAUAUCAGACAUCCUGUGGUAAAUGAUGUUACAUUAAGGAUGUGGAAUGAUAUGGGCAUAAUAUGUUGGCCUAGUCUUGUUAUAUUAGGACCUAAUGGCCAACCGUUAGUAGUUCUUGUUGGUGAAGAUCAUAAGGAUGAAAUUGUACUGUAUACAAAAGUAAUGUUAGCAUACUUCAAAUCCUUAAAUCAGAUAUCAAAUCAUAAUCUUCCAAUGAAACCAGCAUAUCAUCUGUUAUCAUCUCUUAAAGAUGGUCUAUUAUUUCCUGGCAAAUUAGCUAUUUUCUCCUCUGAGCAAGGAGUAAAGCUUAUUAUAUCAGACAGUGGUAACAGUAGAAUCCUGAUUACAAAUCAGCAUGGGGAAAUAGAGCAUAUUAUAGGUGGUACCAACCAAGGCUUUGAAGAUGGUGAUUUUAAAAGUGCUAAAUUCAACUCACCUCAAGGUGUUUGUAUGCUCGAUGAUGUGAUCUAUGUUGCAGAUAAUAACAAUCAUGCCAUUAGAAAAAUAAAUUUGAGUGAGAAAAGUGUAUCCACCAUAGCUGGUACUGGUUCGCAAAGCCACGAUCGUUGUGGCGGAAGAAGCGGUACUAAUCAAGAUUUGUCAUCUCCUUGGGAUGUGGCAAUAUAUUAUCACGAAUAUAAGAACACCACUGUUCCGGUCCUAUUAAUCGCCAUAGCAGGCACUCAUCAAAUUUGGGCAUUAUUUUUGAAAGAUACUAUUUGGUGGAAAGAAAAAAAAUAUAUGGCAGGCACAUGUGCCGCUAUUGUUGGAAGCGGCCGGGAAGAAAAUCGUAACAACAGUUAUCCUCAUACUGCUGGGUUGGCACAACCUUCAGGUAUUGUGGUUGUUCAAGAAUCUAAAGUUGCGUUUCUGGCGGACAGUGAAAGCAGUGCUAUUAGAUGUUUGCAUUUGGACAGUGGUCGUGUAUCCGCUGUUUGCGGUGGAGAUAAAAAUCCAGCGAAUUUACAUGCUUUUGGAGAUAUGGAUGGUAAAGAAUAUUCAGCCAAACUUCAACAUCCGUUGGGAAUAGCGUGGAAUCAUUUGGAAAAGCAGAUUUACGUAGCCGACACUUAUAAUCAUAAAAUUAAAAGUGUGGAUGUUGCGACGGGAUAUUGCAGGACAUUGUUUGGCGAUAGAAAACCUAAUAGCAUGUUCUCUUUCAACGAACCGAGUGAUCUUGCUGUUAGUCCGGACGGUAACAUUCUUUAUGUGGCCGAUACCAAUAAUCAUGCUCUCAAAGUUAUUAAUUUAAAGAGCAAAGAAAUUUCAACCAUGGUUAUUUCAUCUAGACGUGAUUCCAAUAGAAAUAUUGACAAUACAUUUAUCUUCGAUACGACGAUUAGUACACGCGGUGGCGAACUAAAUAUCUCAUUUAAUAUCGUAUUUUUAAAUGAGAUGAAAUUAAAUAUGGAUGCACCGCAAAGAUGGACUGUAUCCUUACCUGCAAAUACGGGGACGACGGACACUUUAACAGGUAGACUACCGACUCCUGUGUCGAUAAAGUUUCCCGAGGGUGAAGCAGACAAUAAAUUCAGCGUCGUGUUAAACAUAAUAGGCUGCACAACGGAUACGUGUUUACCAAUGAAGUUGUCCGUAAUGUUCAAUGUACAUCGAAGCGCGGACGUGCCAACAAUGGUGACCGAAGAGAAAGAACUUGUUAUCCAAUAAGAAUCGUGAAUUUAAUAUAUAUGGUAAAAAAGUGAAUCCAAAGGAACAUUGCGCACAUAUAUAUAUUUAUAAAUUGUUAAAUAUUGCCUUGAAAUAUACGUAUACAUUUAAUGUAUACACAUGUUUAUUGCAAAUCGUAA